This is a messenger RNA of Echinostoma caproni, 312 nucleotides long. NCBI's taxonomy places the organism in Eukaryota, Metazoa, Platyhelminthes, Trematoda, Plagiorchiida, Echinostomatidae. The record is from the annotation of a GenBank genome assembly.
AUGCUUACUUCCCGUCCCGUCCCGCCCCCCCCUACCCCCUCCGUCCAUCCCAUCGCUUAUUGGGACUGCACUGCCCGACCGCAACACUCGCAACGCGAGCACAGACAUACAUCCGUGAACUCCUCCCAAUUCGUCGAAUUCACCGGCCGAGAUACUGGUGCGUGUGCGAAUGUUGGGACUAAUCAGCGUGACCGUGCGGUUGGGUUAAUUAUGCGUGGACUGUUACACACGGUGCGUUAUGAUGGCGAUGCGGAUGAUGAUGAUGAUGAUGAUGAUGAUUAUGGUGAUCCGUCGGCUAAAAAGUCAGACUAA